Messenger RNA from Lytechinus variegatus (green sea urchin), 1725 nucleotides. RefSeq names its product carboxypeptidase B-like. Lineage: Eukaryota; Metazoa; Echinodermata; Echinoidea; Temnopleuroida; Toxopneustidae. Gene Ontology annotation, biological process: proteolysis. Bases 1 to 1341 code for a protein of 446 amino acids. The record is from RefSeq and is a predicted model, not a curated record. The transcript has 10 exons. Gene Ontology annotation, molecular function: zinc ion binding; metallocarboxypeptidase activity.
AUGCGUAUUGAUACAGGUAUACAGAUGCAGAUCAGUGGAGGUGGUCAGAUGCGCCGGAAAUGGCAAGUGUGGAAAGUGGUUCCCGCCAGCAAUGCGCACAGAACAUGGCUGAGGGAAUUAGAAUCUAAUCUUGGAGAUGUGCUUGAUUUUUGGUCAAGCAUCUCCAAGAUCCCUGGCGAAUCGGUCAACAUCAUGAUCCCUCCCCGAUUCCAGGGCACUCUCAGUGACGUCAUGAACACCAUCGAACUCCCAUAUAAGGUCACCAUCGACGACGUAGGUCAACUUAUAGCCAAUCAGAUGUCAGCUAUUCAUGAGAGGCGGGAUCGUGAACCGCGAUCAAGUUCAUUGGCAAACUUUGAUUACAACGUGUACCACCCAUACGACGAGAUUCAGCAAUGGGUGUCUGACAUAGCAACAGAAUAUUCCGAUAUCGUCUCACCUUUUCUACUAGACCACUCUUAUGAAGGAAGGCCAAUUAAUGGAUUCAAGAUCCGGGGAACUGGAAGCCAGUCUGAAAACCCAACUGCUGUCUGGUUUGAGGGUGGUAUUCAUGCUCGUGAAUGGAUCUCACCGGCUACUGUCAUGGGAUUCACUCAAAAGCUCCUAGACGACUACAGAAAUGGCGACACAUUGGCAGUGAAUAUGCUUGAUAAUAUAGACUGGUAUAUCGUCCCAUCUCUUAAUGUAGAUGGCUAUUCAUACACAUGGGAUCAGGAUCGUCUGUGGAGGAAAACCCGAUCACCAAACCAGGGCUCGUCUUGUACAGGGAAGGACCCGAAUAGAAACUGGGCAUUCGAAUGGGGAGGUCCAGGUACCAGUCCAUGGCCUUGCUCAGACAAGUACCAUGGUCCAGAACCACUCUCCGAACCCGAGGUGGCCGCUGUGACCAGGUUUUUGAGGGAACGUAAAGCCCAGGGCCAGGACUUCAUUGUCUUCAUCGAUUGGCACAGCUUUUCACAGAAGGUCAUCGCACCGUGGUCGUACAAGGACGUCGAUACACGCACCAAAGAUUACGAUGACCAGAUGGCUUUCGCUCGAGCUGUAGUAGAUGCUAUAAACGGGGUUCAUGGCAAGGAAUUUACGUACGGAGCUGGAGCUGAAAUUAUGUACGCGGCUGCCGGAUCUAGCAAGGACUUCGGGUACGCGGACUUUGAACCGACGGGCGACGAUAAGAACGGCGGCUUGGGAUGCAAAUACUCGUACACCAUCGAACUCCGUGACACGGGCGAGUACGGCCAGCUUCUUCCAGAAUGGCAGAUUCAACCGUCUUACGAGGAAAUCUACGCCGCCGUGCGAGCCAUGGGUGACCAUAUUUUGAGAGAACUUGGUUUUAUAGCUUGAAAAUCAAUAAUGAAUGAAUAUACAGACAAAAUGAAUUAUCAAGGAUGAAUGGGAGAAUUAACGAAUACAUAAUAUGGAUAAAGAUGUGGAAGGGAAGAUAGAAAAAUACUAAAAAUUGAGGAUUGGCCGAAUCAUCGAUCAAGUCGAUCGCAUAAAUUUGAAUUAACGAACAAUAAUAACAUCACAAAUAAUUAUUCCCAUAAAUUCAUUUGCAUCAGGUGAAAUUUGCCAUUCUUUUUAGCUCAUUCAUAAAUGGGGAUGGCGUCAUGACUUAAUGUGACGGAGGAGGGCGGUGGAGACUGAUUUAACUGGAAGUAAUGGACGAAAAAUUAAUUUGAAGAGAAAUCUCAUGUUUCGAUUAUGUAAUAAACGCUUUUUAAAAAG